Messenger RNA from Saprolegnia parasitica CBS 223.65, 780 nucleotides. RefSeq lists its product as hypothetical. Gene Ontology annotation, molecular function: enoyl-[acyl-carrier-protein] reductase (NADH) activity. The record is from RefSeq and is a predicted model, not a curated record. The coding region runs from base 1 to 780 and encodes 259 amino acids. The transcript has 2 exons. NCBI's taxonomy places the organism in Eukaryota, Oomycota, Saprolegniomycetes, Saprolegniales, Saprolegniaceae. Gene Ontology annotation, biological process: fatty acid biosynthetic process.
AUGAGUGGCGGCCUUGGCUUGACCGGGAAGCGGGCGGUCGUCGUGGGCCUCGCCAACAAGCACUCACUUGCGUUUGCAAUUGCGUCGACGCUACAGUCGCACGGCUGCGAAGUUGGUAUCGUUUCGGCGCCUGUUUCUUUCGAGCGCGCGGCAAAAGCCAUCUCGCUCUUGCCAGAGCAGCCGUCGUUCCACGUCGCGUGCGACGUCGCGCAGCCAGACGACAUGGCCCGCCUCGGCGACCUAGCACCCAUGGACUGUGUCGUACAUUCGGUCGCCUACGCGUCGCCCGACGCGCUUACCAAGCCAUUUGCGACCACGACGCCCGACGCCUUCAUGCAGUCGAUGCUCAUCAGCAGCCACUCUCUCGUGGGCCUCGUACAGAAUCUGAGCCUGAACCCGGGCGCCAGCAUCGUUGCGCUCUCGUAUCUUGGCGCCGUGAAAGCGAUUCCCAACUACAACAUCAUGGGUCCGGCCAAGGCGGCGCUCGAGGCCACGUGUCGAGCACUCGCGCUCGAGCUUGGGCCGCGCAACAUACGCGUCAAUGCUGUGAGCGCGGGCCCUGUGAACACGCUUUCGGCGCGAGGCAUUCCCGGCAUCUCCAAGAUGCGUCAGUACGUCGUCGAUGCUGCGCCGCUGCAGCGCAACAUUACGCCGGAAGAAGUGGCCAACGCCACGGCUUUUCUCUGCUCGCCUCUCGCCAGCGGUAUGACGGGGCAAACCAUUUAUGUUGACGGCGGCAUGAGCUCGAUCGCGAUGGUGGCCCCAAAUUCGGGCACAUAG